CCCAAGAUGUGAUAAUGCAAAGCCCAACUUGCCAAAAAAAGGAAGCAUGCUUAUACCCUAACCUAUGUUCUAUCGCUAUGGUACAUGCAUUUGAUUGACAAUGAAAUUAUGAAAGCCUCCCUAACUAAUUCAAAUGGUUCCAUUUAUGUGACCCAUGGGGGAAAGCAGGAGGAAGUACAUUGGAGCCGGAGAUUUGUGCGGUCAAGUUUGUCUUGCCUAUGUGCAAAGCAGAUAACCUUGUAGGUUUGGCCAAGGAAUAUUACCCAACAAUAGCUUUAUACUAAGAACCUUGCUAACAAUCAGGUUUCCAUCCUACUUCUUUUCCAAUUUCAGUGUGAGCAUUGGAUGCGAGCAAGGCAUCACUGAAAAGGUUCUACAGCUCAUUCUCAAAGAUCCCAUGCUAAAUUUUCUCUAGACCCAUAUCACCCAAGCAAACAGCACAAGGAAGGCUCAGCCUCAGGUUUCUAUAUCUCUAGUUCUCUACCUCUCCUCUCAGCAUGCCUGAAAAUCCAAUGGAUAGCACAAAAUUUGAGAGGCCACAAGGAAUUGGGCCAGUGAAAGCUGCCAUCAGCCUCUACGGGGAAAGGAUCCAGGGAAGAAAGCCAGACAAGUACAAGACCCAGCUCCCACUCAAAGAGGAUUCGCAUUCAGUAACCGGAGAUCUCCACCGGGCAAAAAUGGAUAUUGGAAGGCUGAAUGAGACCAAAAAUUUUGCUGAAAAAGAGAAGGCCCGGGCAGAAUCCGAACUGUAUAGGACGAGGAGCAGAGCUAAAGAGCUGGCUCUCCAAAUUGACGAGUCCAAUGCCAAAGCAAGGGAGCAGAAACUAGAGCUUCAGUCGAUGAGGAAGCCAGAGUUUGGUGAUGGUCAGUAUGCUGAAGUGAUGCAGGAACUGAGUACUGUGAAGAAGGAGCUGAGCAGGCUGAAGCUUGAUGUGGCCUCUGCUUUAGAAGCAAAGGCUAAAGCUGAGAAGGAAACUGAAGCCUCUCGUUCCAAAGCUAGCUCCUAUUCCCGAUCGGUCAAAGGACUAAGAAGGGAGAUAUAUGCAGCAAAUGAAGAGCAUGUUCUGGUGGAGCUUGCCCGGAUCGAAGCUGAAAGAGAGUUUCGAGAAAUAGAAGCUCAGAGAGUGGCUGAAGCUGCUCAGUUUGCUAAGAAGAUUGAAGCCACUAACAAGAAAAUUAAGGAUAUCAGCAAUGAAAUCAACCUUGCCAAGGAGCUCGAAAUGAAGCUUGAAAUAACAAAUUCUGAUAUCAAUAUCUUGCAGAAUGAAAUGGAGUUGGUUCGAGCAAUGGAGAGGAAGCAUCAGAAGAAUGAUUUGUUCAAAGAUGUGAAUAAGACAGUGGAAGAAGAGUCAGAGAGCCGGUCUAUGCUACGAUCAGCAGAGGCUGAAUUGAAGGCAGCAAAGAAAGAAUUAGCUUCCAUCAAGGAGGAAGGAUUUCAGCUCAUGGCUUCCAUGGAUCUUAUAAGAGAGGAGCUGAUGCACACUGCUGAAGAAACCAAAAGACUAAAGAAACUAGAAAUGAAAACAGACUCUACUGUUCAGCAUCUUAAUUCCAAGCUUCUGAAAGCCAAGUCUAAGCUGGAGUCUGCCACACGAGCAGAUGAAAGGGCUAGAGCAAUAGUUUCCAAUCUCUCAGCUGCGCUGCAACAACUGCAUACAGAGGUAGAGUCGGCGAAAGAAGAAAAGGAACUUGUUAGCGAAGAGACAAGAAGUAUCAAAAUGGAAAUUGAGAAGACAGACUUGGACAUUAGCUCGGUGGAGGAAAGAUUGCAAGCUGCUGUCCGAGAGCUUGAGGCAGUUAAAGCAUCAGAAGCGGUUGCACUCAAGAAGCUGAGGAGAGUUACUGAAAGAACCAUCAAAUCAAGAGCUUCAUGGAUUCUAUCCAGCUCUAAUAUAACUAUAUCCAAAUGUGAGUAUGAUUAUUUGAAUAAGCGUGCAGCAGAUGCUCAAGUUGUUGCUGAGAAGAAGGUGGCGGCAGCUCAGGCAUGGAUCAAAGCACUGAAGGCUGGAGAGAAAGAGAUACUGAUGAAGACUGAGCUUGCUAAGAGGGAGAUUAAAGAGCUCAAAGGUGUGGAAGACCGAGAGCUUUGUGACAUGGAGAAAUCAUUGGCUGCUCAGAAGACUCUUGAAGAAGAACUAUGUAAUUGGAGACAGAAAGAGAAAGAGGAAGAUAUUUCUAACCUGAAGCUUGUGGUAACAACACCAAGGAAAUCCCUCAGAGGGAAUGGAAUACCAGCAGCAUCAAGAAGAGCUAAAGUGAGAAGGCUGUCAAAAUCAUCAGGAUUACGAUAUACUCGCUCCCCAUCUUUUACUAUUAAGAAGAAGAGGAAGGUAAUGCCCAGUUUAGUCAAGUUUCUAAGAGAUCGGAAAACGGGGAAGCAUGAAUGAGCUACAGGUAUGUUGGGCAGACUACAAGGUCUGUAUCUUGCUGAUAUGCCUACGCCUGUUGCUAACUUCAGAAAAUUGUAUGCAGCUACUUCCAUGUUUUGUUUUCCCCCUCUUUAAUUUUCUUCUUCUUAUCAAUCAA
This is a messenger RNA of Elaeis guineensis (African oil palm), 2526 nucleotides long. The record is from RefSeq and is a predicted model, not a curated record. NCBI's taxonomy places the organism in Eukaryota, Viridiplantae, Streptophyta, Magnoliopsida, Arecales, Arecaceae.